AGGCAAAAAGCCAAAAAAAAAAAAAAAAAAAAAAAGAUUGCACAGCUAGUGGGUAGCACAGCUGAUAUUUGAAUCCAGAUAGUCAAUCUAAGUCCAGAGCAUGUAAGCCUAACCCAGCAUCUUUACAGUCUUCCAGAUAUUUCACAUUUUAUUGAUUCCCAGAGGGGAUUUAUCAUUACAGAAUAUAGCAAGAAAAAUAUAUUUUGAAUCAUUACAUAUUAUGUUGGUUCAGCAUAAGUAUUAGAUAAGCAGAAUAGUAUAGUAGAAAUAUUCUUGACCUAUAGUGAGACAGGCAGACAUGAAUCUUUUCUAAGCUGCUUACUGUAUAGCUAUAAGAAAUUUAUCUUCUGAGCUAUUAUUUUCUCAUUUGUAAAGGAGAAUAAUUAUUUUUUUACUUUAUCAGAGAUUUUGAAGAAAUAAAAUUAAGAAGAAUCCAUAAUACACUGCUUGAUGUACAGUGUAUGGUCAGUAUUAGAUUAUAAGUAUCCCCUAAGAAAAUUAUGCUGAUUCCCAUAUAGAAGGUUGUGGUAAGCUUUAGUAUGGGAGCAGUUGAUAGUGCUGGUAGGGGCCAUGCUGACUAUCUCUACUGAGAGUAUACUUGGUGCCAGGCACUGACCUAGGCUCUGGAAAUACGGCAUUGAAUAAGACAUAGCCUUCCUGCUCUCAAGGAACUUACAGUCCUCUUCCUGUGGUCAAAGGGGAUUCGAUCCAGACAGAUAGACAAAUAUUUUGCUAGAUGCUAUUAUGGGGGUAAGCAUAGGGUGCUAUAGGAGCAUAUAGGAGGGUCACUUAAUCAAACCGUCGCAGAUGAGGAAUGGCUUCCCAAAGGGAGGAGGAGGAGGAUGUGAGGAAUUAGAGUAGUAAAUCCAGAUAGGAGGUAAAGAGAAGGCUGGUAGAAAUUUGUUAUUGCUACAGCAGUGUCCCAUUCUUUAACAAAAUAGGUGUCAUCAACAUUAAUGACAUUUUCAGAGACACCAGGAAAGUAUGAUUUUGUCAGGUCACUGUUGAAAUAUUAAGAGCCUACUUUUAGGUUUAGCCGUUACUAAAGUAGACAGUUUUUAAAAGUAAAAUUAAAAUGGCACUUUUUAUAUGUAAUGUUGAAAUUUUGUCCCAUAGUACUUUCGGAGGUCUUAGAUUCACAUGGCCUUGCUUGUUGUUCAAACUGUUAUUAUGCUUGUUGUUCAAACUGUUAUUACAUUGGGAUAUACUUCUGGAGAAGAGAGAGGAAGAAGCACGAAGAAGCAAUGAUCUUCAGAGACUGGAAAUGAUUUUUGUUUGCAUAAUUGUCCUUAAAUGAGGUAAGAGUGAAGAGAUCAGAGCCAUCUCUGGAGAACAAAACUACCCCAUUCCCUUGGAAGCCACCCUCUGGAGCGCUAGAUUUGACCACAUCUGUUUUGAGGACUCAUUAUGAACAAAGAAGUCCCUCAGGUGUGAAGUUUUUCAACAUGAGUGGCCUUGGGGACAGUUCAUCUGACCCUGCUAACCCAGACUCACAUAAGAGAAAAGGAUCACCAUGUGACACAUUGGCAUCAAGCACUGAAAAAAGGCGCAGGGAACAAGAAAAUAAAUAUUUAGAAGAGCUAGCUGAGUUACUGUCUGCCAACAUCAGUGACAUUGACAGCUUGAGUGUAAAACCAGACAAAUGCAAGAUAUUAAAGAAGACAGUCGAUCAGAUACAGCUAAUGAAGAGAAUGGAACAAGAGAAAUCAACAACUGAUGAUGAAGUACAGAAAUCAGAUAUCUCGUCGAGUAGUCAAGGGGUGAUAGAAAAAGAAUCCUUGGGACCUCUUCUUUUGGAGGCUUUGGAUGGAUUUUUCUUUGUUGUGAACUGUGAAGGGAGGAUUGUAUUUGUGUCAGAGAAUGUGACCAGCUACUUGGGUUACAAUCAGGAGGAGUUAAUGAACACCAGUGUCUAUAGCAUACUGCACGUGGGGGAUCAUGCAGAAUUUGUGAAGAAUCUGCUGCCAAAAUCACUAGUAAAUGGAGUUCCUUGGCCUCAAGAGGCAACACGACGAAAUAGCCAUACCUUUAACUGCAGGAUGCUAAUUCACCCUCCAGAUGAGCCAGGCACCGAGAACCAAGAAGCUUGCCAGCGGUAUGAAGUAAUGCAGUGUUUCACUGUGUCACAGCCAAAAUCAAUUCAAGAGGAUGGAGAAGAUUUCCAGUCAUGUUUGAUUUGUAUUGCCCGGCGAUUACCUCGGCCUCCAGCUAUUAUGGGUGUAGAAUCCUUUAUGACCAAGCAAGAUACUACAGGUAAAAUCAUCUCUAUUGAUACCAGUUCCCUGAGAGCUGCGGGCAGAACUGGCUGGGAAGAUUUAGUGAGAAAGUGCAUAUAUGCUUUCUUCCAACCUCAAGGCAGAGAGCCAUCGUAUGCCAGACAACUAUUUCAAGAAGUGAUGACUCGUGGCACUGCCUCCAGCCCAUCCUAUAGGUUCAUAUUGAAUGAUGGGACAAUGCUUAGCGCCCACACCAAGUGUAAACUUUGCUACCCUCAAAGUCCAGACAUGCAGCCUUUCAUCAUGGGAAUUCAUAUCAUCGACAGGGAACACAGUGGUCUUUCUCCUCAAGAUGACACUAAUUCUGGAAUGUCAAUUCCCCGGGUAAAUCCUCCCGUCAAUCCUAGUAUCUCUCCAGCUCACGGUGUGGCCCGUUCAUCUUCAUUGCCACCAUCCAACAGCAACAUGGUAUCCACCAGAGUAAACCGCCAACAGAGCUCAGACCUUCACAGCAGCAGUCACAGUAAUUCUAGCAACAGCCAAGGGAGUUUUGGAUGCUCACCUGGAAAUCAGAUUGUAGCCGGUGUUGCCUUAAACCAGGGACAGGCUAGUUCCCAGAGCACUAAUCCCCCUUUAAACCUCAAUAAUUCUCCUAUGGAAGGUACAGGAAUAUCCCUUGCACAGUUCAUGUCUCCAAGGAGGCAAGUUAGUUCUGGAUUGGCAACAAGACCCAGAAUGCCGAACAAUUCAUUUCCUCCUAAUAUUCCGACAUUAAACUCCCCUGUUAGCAUGACAAGUACUGCCUGUAAUAAUAGUAACCGAUCUUAUUCAAACAUCCCAGUAACAUCUUUGCAGAGUAUGAAUGAAGGACCCAAUAACUCUGUUGGCUUUUCUGCUGGUUCUCCAGUCCUCAGGCAGAUGAGCUCACAGAAUUCACCUAGCAGAUUAAAUAUACAGCCAGCAAAAGCUGAGUCCAAAGAUAACAAAGAGAUUGCAUCCAUUUUAAAUGAAAUGAUUCAGUCUGACAACAGCUCUAAUGAUGGCAAACCUCUGGAUUCUGGGCUUCUGCAUAACAAUGACAGACUCUCAGAUGGGGACAAUAAAUACUCUCAAACCAGUCACAAACUGGUGCAGCUUUUGACAACAACUGCAGAGCAGCAGUUACGGCAUGCUGAUAUAGACACAAGCUGCAAAGAGGUAUUGUCUUGCACAGGCACUUCCAGCUCUGCCUCUGCUAACUCUUCAAGUGGCUCUUGCCCCUCCUCUCAUAGCUCACUGACGGAGCGGCACAAAAUUCUCCACCGACUCUUACAGGAGGGUAGCCCCUCGGAUAUCACAACUUUGUCUGUGGAGCCUGAUAAAAAGGACAGUGCCUCUACUUCUGUGUCAGUGACUGGGCAGGUACCAGGGAACUCCGGUAUAAAACUGGAACUGGAUGCUUCAAAGAAAAAAGAAUCAAAAGACCAUCAGCUUCUACGCUACCUUUUAGAUAAAGAUGAGAAAGAUUUAAGAUCAACUCCUAACCUGAGCCUGGAUGACGUAAAGGUAAAAGUGGAAAAGAAGGAACAGAUGGAUCCUUGUAACACAAAUCCAACCCCAAUGACCAAACCUCCUCCUGAGGAAAUUAAACUGGAGUCACAGAGCCAGUUUACAGCUGACCUUGACCAGUUUGAUCAGUUACUACCCACACUGGAGAAGGCAGCACAGUUACCAGGCUUAUGUGAGACAGAGAGGAUGGAUGGUGCGGUCACCAGCGUAACCAUCAAAUCGGAGAUCCUGCCAGCUACACUUCAGUCCACCACUGCCAGACCUACUUCCAGGCUGAAUAGAUUACCUGAGCUAGAAUUGGAAGCAAUUGAUAACCAGUUUGGACAACCGGGAACAGGUGAUCAGAUUCCAUGGGCAAAUAAUACAGUGACAGCUGUAAAUCAGAAUAAACCAGAAGACCAGUGUAUUAGUUCACAAUUAGAUGAGCUUCUCUGUCCACCAACAACAGUUGAAGGAAGAAAUGAUGAGAAGGCUCUUCUUGAACAGCUGGUAUCCUUCCUCAGCGGCAAAGAUGAAACUGAGUUAGCGGAACUAGACAGAGCUCUGGGAAUCGACAAACUUGUUCAGGGAGGAGGAUUGGAUGUAUUAUCAGAGAGAUUUCCACCACAACAAGCAACACCGCCAUUGAUGAUGGAAGAAAGACCCAACCUUUAUUCACAGCCUUAUUCUUCUCCAUCACCUACUGCCAAUCUCUCUGGCCCCUUCCAAGGCAUGGUCAGGCAAAAACCUUCAUUGGGGACUAUGCCUGUUCAAGUAACACCUCCCCGAGGUGCUUUUUCACCUGGCAUGGGCAUGCAGCCCAGGCAGACUCUAAACAGACCUCCAGCUGCACCCAACCAACUAAGACUUCAGCUUCAGCAACGAUUACAGGGACAACAGCAGUUGAUACACCAAAAUCGGCAGGCUAUCUUGAACCAGUUUGCAGCAAACGCUCCUGUUGGCAUCAAUAUGAGAUCAGGCAUGCAACAGCAAAUUACACCUCAGCCACCCCUGAAUGCCCAAAUGUUGGCCCAGCGCCAGCGGGAGUUAUACAGUCAACAGCACCGACAGAGGCAGCUAAUACAGCAGCAGAGAGCCAUGCUCAUGAGGCAGCAAAGCUUUGGGAACAACCUCCCUCCCUCGUCUGGACUGCCAGUUCCAAUGGGGAACCCCCGUCUUCCUCAGGGUGCUCCGCAGCAAUUCCCCUACCCACCAAACUAUGGUACAAAUCCCGGAACUCCACCCGCUUCUACCAGCCCCUUUUCACAACUGGCAGGAAACCCUGAGGCAACCUUGGGCAACCGCAACAGCAUGGUGAACAGAGGCAUGACAGGAAACAUGGGAGGACAGUUUGGCACUGGAAUCAAUCCUCAGAUGCAGCAGAAUGUCUUCCAGUAUCCAGGAUCAGGAAUGGUUCCCCAAGGUGAGGCCAACUUUGCUCCAUCUCUUAGCCCUGGGAGCUCCAUGGUGCCGAUGCCAAUCCCUCCGCCUCAGAGCUCUCUGCUCCAGCAGACUCCGCCUGCUUCUGGCUACCAGUCACCAGACAUGAAGGCCUGGCAGCAAGGAGCAAUGGGAAACAACAAUGUGUUCAGUCAAGCUGUCCAGAACCAGCCCACGCCUGCACAGCCAGGAGUGUACAACAAUAUGAGCAUCACCGUGUCCAUGGCAGGUGGAAAUACAAAUGUUCAGAACAUGAACCCAAUGAUGGGCCAGAUGCAGAUGAGCUCUUUGCAGAUGCCAGGAAUGAACACUGUGUGCCCUGAGCAGAUAAAUGAUCCAGCCCUGAGACACACAGGCCUCUACUGCAACCAGCUCUCAUCUACUGACCUUCUCAAAACAGAAGCAGAUGGAACCCAGCAGGUGCAACAGGUUCAGGUGUUUGCUGACGUCCAGUGUACAGUGAAUCUGGUAGGCGGGGACCCUUACCUGAACCAGCCUGGUCCACUGGGAACUCAAAAACCCACGGCAGGACCACAGACCCCCCAGGCCCAGCAGAAGAGCCUCCUUCAGCAGCUACUGACUGAAUAACCACUUUUAAAGGAAUGUGAAAUUUAAAUAAUAGACAUACAGAGAUAUACAAAUAUAUUAUAUAUUUUUCUGAGAUUUUUGAUAUCUCAAUCUGCAGCCAUUCUUCAGGUCGUAGCAUUUGGAGCAAAAAAAAAAAAAAAAAAAAAAAUGAAAAGUUCACUUUGUUGGGAGAUUGAGAGAUGUUUUUGUUUCUUUCUUCGUAAAGGCCUUGGAUAUUGAAAAAAUAACAAGGCAGAACAGUUGGACAAUCUCUCUCUUGAGCCAAAUUUAAUUAUUCUUAUUUUUGUAAUCAGUCAUUGGCUUCUUAUCUGGAUGAAGGCUUUUGGAGGAGCACCAAAAGGACAAGUUCCAAGGGGAAGAUGAAGCUCCGCCUCCACUGGCUCAGUCCUGCCCGCCAAGGAAGAAGGGCCGGUGGGGCUUUGCCUGUGCCGUCCACCAAAGGCUGUCACGUGUCUGUAAAUCAACAGCCCUCCCCUUCCCAACCCCAGGCAGCUUGUGUGUACAAUCAGCUUCUUCUAGCAACUCUAUAUCUGUUGGCUUCAAGAGAAUAUUUUGCCUCCACAUAUGUACCCCUUCUCCUUUUUUUAAGAGAUGGAUUUAAACCAAGAUGCCUCCAGGAAUGAGGACAGAAUGAGUAUAUUCGCAGAGGAAUCCAAAAAAUACAGUUUGGGAGAAAAUGCAAUAAUUUUUGAUGAGAUGGGUGAAGGACAAGAAGCGAGUUAUGUCAAUUAUUGUAGAUAUAAUUUUCUGAUUAAAUCUGGAAAAAAAGGCAGCCUGUUCUUUCUGCUUUUAUUGUAUUAACAGCUGAGGUAGCUAAAGGUAUUUAAAAUAAAAUUAAAUUUAUGAUUCAAGUAGCUUACUUUUCCCUUAAAUCUCACUGUAAAUAUAUUUGAUUUCUUGUAGAAAUUGAUUUCCUUCUGUUUAAUUUUAUGGUUUUAUUAUCAUACUCUUGAUUUUUCUAAAUUUCUGUGUGUGAAAUAUAACAUUGAUUGAAUUGCAGUUACAUUUGGCUAGUAAUAUUUUAUUAUUUUAAUAACUGUGAUGCCAUGUAUGGAUUUACUUCAAAUCAAAAUGCCACUGCCACAAAGAGCUGUUCCAGAUGAGCUAGAGCAUUCUGCCCUAGCGUGUCCCCGGGAUCAUCUAACCUGAGCGCAGUGCAAGGAAUUAUCACCAGAAGUUCACAGGCUACUUGUACAGAGAAAAAUUAGCACUCAAAGAAAAUCUUCAUUUUUGCUUUAGAUUGACUUUGGGGAUUCGAAUUUUCAUCAGUGCAAAUAUAAAUCUCUCUCUCCUGCUCUGAGGCUAAUUGGCACCGUAUUUUCCCUUUGUGUCUUGUCACUCUGCCACGUCUUGUCUCGUGCUGGCCUCUAAGUCAAGGACCCAGUGAACUGACUUUCUAGUUCUAGAAGUUCCACUGCAAGGCCAGAAAAGCUUGAGAAAGGUAUUGUGGACGAAGCAAAGGUAGACCCCCAUCACUCGCCUUUACUGCACCCCUGGGCCUGUGAACGAUGACAACAUCUGACAUUGUGCACCAGCUACCUCUGCUUCCAUCGCAGAGAAAAGGCCAUACGAACUAACAAUGGAAGAGGAGCAUGGACUCAGACAUCAAGGAAGAAGCCAUUUUCCCAGGUCCUCCUUUCUGCAUCUCACCAUCCCUAGUUACAGAUAACUCCAUUGAACAGCAUCUAUUCAGAAACUAUAUUGAAUAAAAAGAUUGAUGGAAGGGCUCAAGUGGGUAGCAACUAUGAAACAGAAAUAGGACACUCAGUUACAAACAUUCGCUCUUUUAGUUUUUCAGAAAAUGCAUCCCUGAUUUCAUGCAUUCCCAGCUUGAAAGCCCAGCCAUAUUACUCUAGUCCCUCCCAAACUGUUUUAGGAGGUCAUUUCUGUUUUGUUUGUGAUAUUUAGAUGUGCUGACUUCAGGAAUUUCACCUUUAACUUCAGCAUUCCAGAUGAAGUUUCCUGACUCAGUGCUUUGGCAUAAGGAACUUUAAAACAAAUGGUAAGGAAAAUUGGAGAUGCUAACAUCCUCCCCCAUCCCAAUUGCACCUUAAAGUAUGCAUGUCACCUUCAAGGUUUUAUAAUUGCACUGUUUGUUUUAUGUAUGUACAGAUUAAAAUUAUUGCUACAUUUGAGGAAAAUAAAAUUGCUUGCUUCUA
Molecule: messenger RNA, 7930 nt
Organism: Sus scrofa (pig)
Lineage: Eukaryota; Metazoa; Chordata; Mammalia; Artiodactyla; Suidae
Gene: NCOA1
Product: nuclear receptor coactivator 1
Biological process (GO): positive regulation of transcription by RNA polymerase II; cellular response to hormone stimulus
Cellular component (GO): nucleus
Molecular function (GO): protein dimerization activity; nuclear receptor binding
Source: RefSeq, a predicted model, not a curated record